Messenger RNA from Ictalurus punctatus (channel catfish), 7049 nucleotides. Its product is annotated as zinc finger protein OZF. Lineage: Eukaryota; Metazoa; Chordata; Actinopteri; Siluriformes; Ictaluridae. Gene Ontology annotation, molecular function: DNA-binding transcription repressor activity, RNA polymerase II-specific. The coding region runs from base 4158 to 5468 and encodes 436 amino acids. The record is from RefSeq and is a predicted model, not a curated record. Gene Ontology annotation, biological process: negative regulation of transcription by RNA polymerase II. The transcript is spliced from 3 exons.
AGUGGCUGAAUCCUAAAUGGAUUUCUACUUCCUGUGCUAGUGCACUACACAGUCUAUAAAACUGUGGUGUUUACAUACUCUGUAGUGCACUAUAUAUCCUAUCAGGAAGUCAAAACUAGUGAAAAGUUACAGUGUGUGUUGCUAAUUAUUAACAGAUUAUCAAAUUGAUGCUAAUCAUGAUCAUGUUUUACUUCUUUUAAACUUUAGAGCACUCUAUGGCUAACAUUGCUAAUGAUUAUUCAAAUAAGUUUAGCUCAUUAGCAGUUAUCCUCAUCAGAUAAUCCUUAGUGAGAUACUGAAGUAGUUUAAUUAAUCUGGACAGUGACGUCAUAUGUUACAUUUGAGCUGAUUUGAAGCUGAUUCUACGUCAUCUCUCCUACCCACCUGAGGCAGUGAGAAUAACCUGGAUACCUUCUUGUGUGCAUGUGGACAAUACAAAGGUGAAGGCAGGGCAGCGGUAGCUCAGUGGUUAAGACGUCCGACUUCUGAUCGGAACGUUGUGAAUUAAAAUCCCAGCACCUCUAACCUGCCACUGCUGGACCCUUAACCCUCAACCGCUCAGCGGUAUAAAUGAGAUAAAUGUAUAUUGCUCUGGAUAAGGGCGUCCUUCAGCCAUCUUAACAUCCUGCUUCUUUUCCUUGGCUUUUACACAUCAGACUCCAUGUAAACCAUAUGGAGCUCUCUGUUAGCAGUUAGAGAUUACAGUCAGAGCUACAUGUAUUCUGUCCUACAAACUACAGGUCGACAGAUUGAUCGGUUUUGCCAGUUAAUCAGCACCGACAACCGAUUGCGGUUACCGGUAAAAAAAAAUAAAAAAAAUAAAUAAAAAGGAGAUGGAGAAAUUUAGACGUGUGGUAUUUAGACAUGUGAGACUCCACUCUGCACCAAACAUCAACAACGAAAAGGAGUUAUCAGGAGUGUGUGUGUGUGUAACAAACUGGCAAUGGCCUGCUCUCAGCUCUUGUACCUGGAGUGGAGUCUGUUUUUCAUACAUUCACUUUUCUUUUCUUUUUUUUAAAUUACAGCACUUUUUAUGUGCUGCAAUUUCUAUGUGGUAAAACUAAAUGUAUAAGUAUACCCUUUAUUAAAAUCUAUGAAUGUACAAAUCCAUGAAUUACAGUGCCCUCCACUAAUAUUGGCACCCUUGGUAAAUAUGAGCAAAGAAGGCUGUAAAUAAUUAUUUAUUGUUUAACCUUUUGAUCUUUUGUUUAAAAAAAAAUCACAAAAAUACUCUGCUCUCAUGGAUCUCAAACAAUUGCAAACACGACACAGGUUUAUCCCGAAAUAAAUAUUUUUGCUAAAUAGGUGUGCAACAGUUAUUGGCACUCCUAUCAAUUCAUAUGAGAAAAGUAUAUUUGAAGUAUAUUCCCAUUUAUAUUUUGAAUUUUUUUUUUAGUACACCUGGGUGACUAGAAACAGGAAAUUGUUCAACCAUGACUUCCUGUUUCACAGGGGUAUAAAUAUGAGGUAACACAUAGGCCAAAUUCCCUUAGUCAUUCAUAACAAUUAGUAAGAGCGAGGAAUAUAGCUGUGAUGUGCGGCAAAAGGUUAUUGAGUUUCACACAAUGGGAAGUGUCUAUAAGAAAAUAGCACAAGCAUUGAAAAUGCCCAUUUCACCAUCACAGCAAUAAUUCGAGUGACCAAAAAACCUCCAAGGAUCACAGCUGGAGAACUGCAGGAGUUAGUUGUGUCUUGGGGUCAGAAAGUCUCCAAAACUACAAUCUGAAGUCACCUCCAUCACCACAAGUUGUUUGGAAGGGUUUCAAGAAAAAAGCCUCUACUCUCAUCCAAAAACAAACUCAAGCGUCUUCAGUGUGCCGAGACUACUGGAACUUCAAAUGGGAUCGGGUUCUAUGGUCAGAUGAAACCGAAAUAAAGCUUUUUGGUAAUAAACACAGAGGUGGUUUUGGAGCACACAGAGAGGUAGCCGUAUGGAAAAGUUCCUCAUGUCCACGGUUAAAUAUGGAGGUGGAUCUUUAAUGUUUUGGGAAUGUUUUUUUCUGCCAGAGGACCUGGACAUUUUGUUAGGAUACAUGGCAUCAUGGACUCUCAAAUAUCAACAGAUAUAUUAAAUGAAAACCUGACUGCCUCUGACAGAAAGCUUCAAAUGGGCCGUGGUUGGAUCUUCCAGCUGGACAAUGAUCCAAAACAUACAUCAAAAUCAACACAGAAAUGGUUUACUGACCACAAAAUCAAGGUCCUCCCAUGACCAUCCCAGUCCCCUGACCUGAACCCCAUAGAACACCUGUGGGGUGAACUGAAGAGGAGAGUCCACCAGCGUGGACCUCAAAAUGUGAAGGAUCUGGAGUGAUUUUGUAUGGAGGAACGGUCUCAGAUACCUCGCCAACCUUCUCCAACCUCAUCAGGGAUUAUAGGAGAAGACUCGGAGCUGUUAUCUUGGCGAGGGGGGGGGUAGCAUAAAGUAAAGACUUAAAGGGUGCCGAUAAUUGUUCCACACCUAUAUUUAACAAUGAUGUAUAUCUCUCUUGCACAGAGGCACAAAUGAAAGAAAAAAAACAGACCCCACAAAACACGGAUGUCUACUUAAUAUACUUCCUUGUUCAAAAGGACAGCACUUUUCAUCCAGUUCUAGACUUGAGAGGAUUGAAUAGGUUUUUAAAGCUUUAUACAUUUUUGUUUGUUUUUCUGGGCUGUAAAAUGGUGCUGUGGGCACACUGUUCAGACAGUGGAGUGGUUCCUGCACACAGAAGUGCUAGCCCAGAUCUGAGAAAGGUAAGACACAUGUACCUCUUUCCCAAUGCCAGGUCAACAGAUCUCUAGUUGUGCUUCUCCCAGGCAGAACUGGACAGUGCACUGGGAGGAGAUGCACUGGUCUACAACUGACCUCACCAUCUUCUAUACUUUUCCUCCCCCUCCACUACUACUACUCUACUAGAUUUUGGCCCAGUGACGAACAGUAGCUUGAGACCCCAACAGCAUUCCUACACCAUUCAUUGUUUGGCGAUGUCUUACCAGGCAGUGCCUUCCUCCUGAGCUUUGUUUUGCAAUGUUCAGCAAAAGUUCGUGAUGAUGUUCACCAGUUCUUCUGAUGCACAUCUUUGGUAAAAGUUUCCCAACUGGUGCUUACUACAGUACAUGUAACUACUACAUGUUUACUACUACAUACCUGUAGCAGCCGCAGUGUGCUACCCACAAUAGCUUUAUUGGUCUUGCAUGUAAAUCUCAAGCGUAAACAAGCAUAGAAGAGAAUUUUCCUGUUAAUCCGCAUUCAACCAAUCUGAACAAUUUCUCAUGUAUGCAGUGAGGGUGCUUUUUAAUCUACUGGAUGUAAUAAGGACGUGUCAGUGAUCCAGUCAGUGGAAUUUCAAUCGCAAGAACAUUUCUCAGAUUGAUUCCAAUCAUUGUUUAUGAUUAGCCACACAAUUUGUACCAUUAAUACUGCUAAUAACUGUAACACCAAAAUACACAAAUCUAAAGAAAUGGAGAAGGAGCUUUUAAAUUGCAACCCAACCACUACAUCUAUUACACGAAGAGGGAAACAAAAUUCAAUUUUGGUGGUGUGGAGGAAAAAGACUGCCCCCACUGAAUGGUAGCUGUUGUGUGAUAGAGGAGAGUUAGCUAGUGGGUAGGAACUGUCAAGGCCAAACUGGGGAGAAAAUGUCAGAAAAACAGAAUUUGCACAAUGUUUGAAUUAUGAUAGAUGCGUUGCUGAAUGACUGCCAUGGAAUGGCAUCUGAUCCGAGGUGUAUCUGGCCUCAUGCCCAGUGUUCCCAGAACAUACAGUAUCUCACAAAAGUGAGUACACCCCUCACAUUUUUGUAAAUAUUUGAUUCUAUCUUUUCAUGUGACACACUGAAGAAAUGACACUUUGCUACAGUGUAAAGUAGUGAGUGUACAGCUUGUGUAACAGUGUAAAUUUGCUGUCCCCUCAAAAUAACUCAACACACAGCCAUUAAUGUCUAAACCGCUGGCAACAAAAGUGAGUACACCCCUAAGUGAAAAUGUACAAAUUGGGCCCAAUUAUUUAAUAAAUCAGGAGUUGUAAAUGGAGGUGAAGAUUGUCAUUGUGGUGUCUGGCAGGAGGUUGGUACAUGGCUGGGAAGUGCUUCAGACAGAUUUGAGCGUUGUCCUGUCUCCUCCUGUUGUCCUCUUUCCUACAUAUCAUAACCUCCACAAGAAUAUCAAGCAUUUCAACUAUGAUGAAGUCAGAAGAGAUUAAAUGUGAGGAUCUGGAACCUGUGGAGAGCUGCAGUAGUGAACAAAUCUCUGAUACUUUCCACUCUAAGAGCUCUCGCAGACGAGUGCAGAAAGAAAUCUUUCACUGCUCAGAGUGUGGAAAAAGUUUCAGUCACAAUUGUCAUCUCGAACAACAUCAGCGAAUUCACACAGGAGAGAAGCCGUAUCACUGCUCGCAAUGUGGGAAGAGCUUCAGUCAAAAGGGUCAUCUCAAAGAACAUCAGCGGACUCACACAGGAGAGAAGCCGUAUCGAUGCUCACAGUGUAGGAAGAGCUUCAGUCAAAAGGGUCAUCUCAAAGAACAUCAGCGGACUCACACAGGAGAGAAGCCGUAUCACUGCUCACAAUGUAGGAAGAGCUUCAGGAAUAAGAGUCAUGUCAAACAACACCAGCGCAUCCACACAGGAGAGAAACCGUAUCAGUGUUCACAUUGUGAGAAAAGGUUUAGUGUGAAAGGUUUUCUCAUAAAUCACCUGCGAGUUCAUACAGGAGAGAAACCGUAUGAGUGCUCAGAGUGUGGGAAGAGUUUUGCACAGAUGAUUAAUCUCAAAACACACCAACGCUUUCACACAGGAGAUAGACCACAUAACUGCCUGGAGUGUGGGAAGAGUUUUAUAAAAAAGUCUGAUCUUGAAAUACACCAGCGCGUUCACACUGGAGAUAAACCGUAUUACUGCCCACUGUUGUGCGGAAAGAGUUUCGAUCGAGAGAGUUUUCUCAGAAAGCAUCAGCGGAUUCACACAGGAGAGAAACCGUAUCAAUGCUCAGAGUGUGGGAAGACUUUCAGGCAAAAGAGUCAUGUCAAUCAGCACCAGCGCAUUCACACAGGAGAGAAGCCAUAUCAUUGUUUGGAGUGUGGGAAGAAGUUUACCUGGCAGAGAGACCUUCAGCAACACCAGCGCAUCCACACAGGGGAGAAACCGUUUCAAUGCUCAGAAUGUGGGAAGAGUUUUACACAAAAGUCUGGUCUCCAAGUACAUCAACGCAUUCACACUGGAGCAAAACCGUAUUACUGUCUAGAGUGUGGAAAGAGUUUUAGUCGAGAAGACACUCUCCAAGUACAUCAUCGUGUUCACACUGGAGAGAAACCGUAUUACUGCUCAUUGUGUGCAAAGAAUUAUACUACCCUGAGUGAUCUUCGAAAACACCAGCGCGUUCACACAGGAGAGAAAUCAUAUCACUGCUUGGAGAGUGGGAAGAGUUUCAGUCCAAAGAGUAAUUUUCAGCAAUACAAGCACAUUAACAAAGCUGAAAAUGAGGAUAUGAUAUAAUUUUCAAGAAAGUGUGGGAUUUAACUUGUUUUAUUCUAAAUACUCGUCUUGAGUCAAAUUUACCACUUGUUUUGUCCAUUCUUGCUAAAGUGUCCCCAAAAAGUAUUUGAACAUUAAGCCACAUGUAACCAUUUUAUAGAUUUCACUGGAGUAGAAAACAAUAUUUCAAACCAAGGGGCAUGUACAGUGCCCUCCACUAAUAUUGGCACCCUUGGUAAAUAUGAGCAAAGAAGGCUGUAAAAAAUUGUCUUUGUUGUUUAACCUUUUGAUCUUUUGUUAAAAAAUAAUAAUAAAAAAAAUCACAAAAUACUCUGCUCUCAUAUGAAUUCAUAGGGAUGCCAGUAAUAGUUGCAGACCAAUAUUUGACAAAGAUAUAUUUUUUUGAUAAAUCUGUGUUGUUUACAAUUGUUUGAUGUCCAUGAGAGCAGAGUAUUUAUGUGAAUUUUUUUUAACAAAAGAUCAAAAGGUUAAAUGAUAGACAAUUUUUACAGCCUUCUUUGCUCAUAUUUACUAAGGGUGCCAAAAUUAGUGGAGGGCGCUGUAUUUUAAAGAAAGAUACCCCAAGCACAAUUUUCAAGCACUCGUAAUUGUAAAUUGUACUGUAUGUAUAGUUGUGCCCAAAAGUUUGCACACCCCUUGCAGCAUCUGCUAAAUCUUAAUACUGUUAACAAAAUAAGAGGGAUCAUAAAAAUCCUAUCUUGUUUUUUUAGUUCUGUCCUGAACAAAGUACUUCACAUAACAGAUAUUUACAUAUAGUCCACAAGACAAGAUAAUAGCUGAAUUUAUAAAAUGUACCCUGUUCAAAGUUUACAUCCCUUAAUGUAUCGUGUUGCCUUCUUGAGUAUCAGUGAGUGUUUGCACCUUAUGUAUCAGUUGUGUACGAGUCCCUCAAUUGUCCUCAGUGUGAAAAGAUGGAUCUCAACAUCAUAUAGCCGCUGUUGGAAGGGGCUCAAAUAUGCAGAAUAUGCUGGAAAAGCACAGAAUGUGCAGGAUCUGGAGGAGACUGUAGUAGAAGGGGCUGUUAAAUACAAUGUACUUUUCCAAACCAUUUCAGGUUUACUCAUUAAAGGAGUUGUUUUUAAUGUUUCUUUGACAUUCUGAUCAGUGCACUACUGAUCAGAAGGUCGUGAGUUCAAAUCCCGGCAGUGGCAGCAAGGCCCUUAACCCUCAACUGAUCAGCUGUAUAAAAUGAGAUAAAUGUAAAUUGUUCUGGAUAAGAACCAAAUGCUGUAAAUGGAAUAAUUGCAGUAUGAAGUUGGAUAUAUUGAGAUUGUAAGACAUUGACAUGAUCGUAUAUAUAUUCUUAGAUUCCUGUAAUUCCAUGACUGCGUGGUCAAAUAGUUGAUGAAUAGAUGUUAUAUUCUUGAAUAGCCAUGAACUAAUAGAAAUUGUGUGUUUUCUUGAUUUAAAAAGUCAGGAUUUGACCAGAUAUGAGAAUAGUUGUUAGGAACAACGAUGAUGAAAAUAAAGUUCCUCCAUCGGCAUAAUCAAUUAAAUUAAGCAAUUGCCGUAACUCUGUAGUGGUUUUUAUAACUGAAAUAAUAAAAAGGGAUUUCUGAUAUUUUGCCGGAAUAGCUGACA